UUUUUUUUUAUUCUGCCGGCGGGUUUCCCGGACUGCGACACGAGACACUGGUCUUCAAAAGACAAACAGAAAAAAAAGAAAAAUUAAAGAAUCGAGGAGAAGUGUCGAUAAAAUAAAGGAGACUCCUUUCCGUGCAUUGAGGCGUCUAAUGGCCUUCAGGAAGGAGCUGUCCAAGUGAGAAGGGGGUCUUAGAGGAGAAGUGCAGACGCUUGUCGGGAGAGAGAGAGAAGAGUUUAACACGGAGCAUGGCCGCGUCCAGCGGUGAUGACAUGGACGAGAGGCUGGCGCACAUUAAACAAGAGGACUGUGAAGGGGCCACGCCAGAGGAUGCGAUUGCGGAGGUGCAGGACCGCGGAGGAGGGAUUUCAGUGUUUAAAGAGGAGGAGUGCAAGGGGGAGACGGUUGAAGUUAAAGUGGAGAAUAUCGAGGACCUCUUUCUGAGCCCUGAACUGCAAUACCUAGAAACUGAAAAUGUUGUCAAAGAAGAGAUUUUUAAGGAAACUCGUUCUGGUUUGCAGUCCUGGGUCACUGAUGUUGGACAACUGGCUACCCAGCAGGAUUCUGUGGAACGGAAAUCUGAGAUGUUCGAGUUUGAGAAAAAAAUGAAUGAAGAAAAUGGGAGAGAAGGCGAAGAGCAGAAAUUGUUUGGGAGUGCCAGUAUGGAUUUACAGGAAAUUGUCAGCUACUCUCCUUCUUCAUCGGCUCAGCCUUCUCUUCAGUGCAAACUGGAACAGAAAUGGGACAUGGAGAAGAGGAAGAACUCAACAAGAGGAUCACUGAAUUUGACAACACCCUCCUUCCGAUGUAGUUCUUUGCCUGUGAGAGAAGCUUUUAAAACUGACCAAGAGGCUGUGUGCGUGGACCAAGUGUGUGGAGGAAUUUUUAAAAACAAAUCUGACUGUAAAGAUAAGUCAGUUCACUCAAAACCAAAGCCAUUUUGCUGUUCUGAGUGUGGCAAACGUUUCCUCUAUAACAGCAAGCUUCAGGCACACCUAAGAACUCAUACUGGAGAAAAACCUCAUUGCUGCUCUACAUGUGGCAAAAGAUUUAGCCAGAGCAACAGUCUUCAGAGACACGAAAGAAUUCAUACUGGAGAAAAACCAUAUUGCUGUUCUGAAUGUGGCAAACGAUUUACAGAGAGUAGCAGUUUUCGUGUGCACACUCAGAUUCAUACUGGAGAGAAGCCAUAUAGCUGUACUGAGUGUGCAAAAAGAUUUACUAGAAGUAGCCAUCUUCAGAACCACUCAAGAAUUCAUAGCGGAGAAAAGCCAUAUUGUUGUUCUGAAUGUGGCAAACAAUUCUCUGACUGUUCCAGUCUCCUAAGACAUAAAAGAAUCCACACUGGAGAAAAGCCGUACAGCUGUGAUGAAUGUGACGCACGAUUCUCUUACAGUUGCCAGCUUCAGCAGCAUAAACAGAUUCAUACUGGAGGGAAGCCAUAUUGCUGCUCCGAAUGUGGAAGAACUUUUACCAAGAGUGUCAGUCUCCGUGUGCAUGCCCAGAUUCAUACUGGAGAAAAGCCACAUGGGUGUGCUGAAUGUGGAAAAAGGUUCAUUAAAAGUAGUGAUCUUCAGAGGCACACAAAAAUUCAUACUGGAGAAAAGUCAUAUUGCUGUUCUGAAUGUGGAAAACGAUUCACUAGAAGUAGCGAUCUUCUGAGGCACAGACGAAUUCAUGCGGUUGAGAAGCCAUAUUGCUGUUCUGAAUGUGGCAAAAAAUUUACCAAGCGUGGCAGUCUCCAUAUGCACAUUCAGGUUCAUACUGGACAGAAGCCAUUUGACUGUGCUGAAUGUGGAAGAAGGUUUUCCACAAGUAGCAAUCUUCAGAGCCACACAAAAAUUCAUACUGGAGUGAGGCCAUAUUGCUGUUCUGAAUGCGGUAAAAGAUUCAUUAGAAGCCACGAUCUUCUGAGGCACAUGCAUAUUCAUUCUGGAGAGAGGCCAUAUUGCUGCUCUGAAUGUGGAAAAAGCUUCAUUAAAAGUAGUGAUCUUCAGAGGCACACAAAAAUUCAUGCUGGCAAAAAGAAUAAAUUACAGAAGGAAGCACUGACAAUGUAAGUACUACACAGAGCCCUGGCAGAAAAUCGAAGACAAUGACAACGGUAGCAGUGCAAAAAUCACUCCGGAGAAACGAGUGCACUUCAGGACUCGAGAGUGAGAUUCAUUCUCUCCUGAAAAGUAGGCAAACUAAACCGUUGUUAAGAAAUCAAUCCACCAAGAGAACAGUCACAUUGUUGUUAUGAAUGUGGAAAAAGAUUUGUUAGCAGUAGCGAUCUUCUGAGGCACUUACAAAUUCAUGCCGGAGAGAACCAUAUUGCUGUUUUGAAUGUGGUAAACGAUUCUCUACCAGUGCCACUCUUAGAAAGCACAAAUUUGUAUUGGAGAGAAGCCAUUUUGUGGCUCUGAAUGUGGUAAAAGAUUCUUCCAUUUAUACCAUCUUAACAGCCACAAACGAAUCCCCCCUGGAGAGAAACCUUAUUUCUGUGCUGAAUGUGGGAAGCGAUUCUCUAGUCUGAAAGUCAACCCUACAUAGACAGACACAGAGGCACAACUUCAAAGCACACAGGGCUUUUAUUUUUAUUUUCCCUUGUGGGAAACGCCUUCCCCAUUCCCCACAAGUAUAACACAGUCCUUUUCCUUUUCUUGCUUUUUUCUCCUCCACUCCUCCCGACUCUGGCUCACCGAGUAGUGGCUGCUGACCCCUUAUAUAAGGUACCGGGAAGUGCUCCAGGUGCUCGUUGAUGGAUUUCCGGCAACAGUUCUGGGUGUGGUGGAAGAGCUGCACUCCAGGGCUCAACGUCUGUUGCAGCACCCCCUUGCAUUGCCCACGGACCCCAACAGGGCUAGUAUUAAACUGCAACUCCCAUGGAGCCCUGCGGGAGUCCGAGGCACCUCUGUCAGCCAGGGCAGUUGCCACCCAGCUCUCCGGGGGAGGUAAUGUUCUGGCCACGUUUCCUCCCCUG
Molecule: messenger RNA, 2962 nt
Organism: Erpetoichthys calabaricus (reedfish)
Lineage: Eukaryota; Metazoa; Chordata; Cladistia; Polypteriformes; Polypteridae
Product: gastrula zinc finger protein XlCGF26.1-like
Exons: 3
Coding region: 246-2057 (603 amino acids)
Biological process (GO): regulation of transcription by RNA polymerase II
Molecular function (GO): DNA-binding transcription factor activity; RNA polymerase II cis-regulatory region sequence-specific DNA binding
Source: RefSeq, a predicted model, not a curated record